Cantharellus anzutake is the source of this 751-nucleotide messenger RNA. RefSeq lists its product as uncharacterized. NCBI's taxonomy places the organism in Eukaryota, Fungi, Basidiomycota, Agaricomycetes, Cantharellales, Hydnaceae. The record is from RefSeq and is a predicted model, not a curated record. The transcript has 3 exons. Bases 185 to 703 code for a protein of 172 amino acids.
CCGUGGUCCUUAUCAAACUGCCCAUACAAAACUCCCAUAUCUCAUCUCAUUUCAAACUCCGAAGGUUCCUUAUUCCUCCUCGCGACAUUCCCGCAAUUUUUGUGAGAGCUAGAGACGCGACGAAUUCCGCCCUUAGGCAACUCAAAGCCCUCAACAAAGCCGCCCCAUCGAUACUACCUCAGAGAUGUCCUUGGUGAACAGAGCAUACGUGGGUGGGUCAGACCUUGUAUCAUCAGGAAAGACGCGAAGGGUAUUGGCAACGAAAUCAGGCGUGUUAUGUUUGUUUUUGUUUAUCAUUUCAGAGCGCACGAAAGCUACCGUGAAGCAAACAAAGGACAGGAUUUGCAUGACAAAUGUGACUGAGACACAGAUGCCGAGACUAAAAAGCCAGUCCAGCCGACUUCGAAUGUAUUCCUCGGUGGGAAUCCUCCACUUUUCCUUUAGACAAUGCCAUUAUAGAGUCUCGAACCGUAUACUGGACGAGCGCAUUGUUUUGACAACAUGCUAUUUAACUCCGCUUCAGAUCUUUUACUUCCGUGUGAAACAGAAACUGCUCAGAGAUAUCCCUGUAUUUCAACAGCAUUUCUUUCUUUUCCUCAGUCACACAGAAGCAGUGCUCGACCUCCCGCAGAACAACAAAAGGCGGCUCGAACGCACAAAGCGAAGAGUGGGAAGGGAGGGGAAGGACAGUGUAAAAAUUUAAUUACUGAGCUCUCAUUAGAUAUCGGUCGAUUUACAUGCACCACCCAGA